AUGCACUUCAGUCGCCUCUGCUUCGUUUUGCCGUCAGACGGAGACGACCACCAGCCAGUUGUCCAUAACCACCGUCCUAAGCAACCGGACUCCACCUCACACAAACACCCACCACGUGGCCCUCAUAUUCCAGAUGUCCUCCGGCGAGUUCUUCACAGACUGUAUGACACAAAACCAGAUAUUUAUUCUUGCGGUUUCAAUCCAUGGCAUAAACAAACGUCUAUUGUCUUUCACGACACCGAAGGAGUCCAGUUUCCGAACGACAAGGUGUUUGUGGGCCAUAGCCCCAAAAUCUUCAGCUACUCUGAGCUUUACAUCGGUACUAAAGGGUUUAGCAAAGAUGAGAUCCUUGGAUCAGGAGGUUUCGGGAGAGUUUAUAGAGCGGUUUUACCGAGCGAUGGAACUGUGGUGGCCGUUAAAUGUUUGAUGGAGACUGGUGAGAGGUUUGAGAAGACUUUCACAGCAGAGCUGGCGGCGGUAGCCCGUCUCCGGCACCGGAACUUGGUUCCCUUACGUGGAUGGUGUGUUAACGAAGAUCAGCUUCUUCUCGUUUAUGACUACAUGCCUAAUCGCAGCCUUGACAGAGUACUUUUCCGGCGGGCGGCGCUGGUGCUUGGUUGGGAUCAGAGAGUGAAAAUAGUGAAGGGACUCGCCGGAGCUCUGUUUUACCUCCAUGAACAACUGGAAGCUCAGAUCAUACACCGUGAUGUGAAAACAAGCAAUGUGAUGCUUGAUUCCCGUUUCAAUGCCCGGUUAGGUGAUUUUGGUUUAGCUAGGUGGCUAGACCAUGAAUUCAAGUACCAAAAUGUUUCACCCUCCGUCAAGCACUACGAGAUCAAGACCGCCGAUACGACACGUAUUGGCGGCACGAUUGGAUACCUGUCGCCGGAAAGUUUCAAGAAAGGCGGUCUUGCCACCGCCAAAUCCGAUGUUUUUAGCUUUGGCAUCGUAUUACUCGAGAUUGCUUCGGGAAGAAAAGCAGUCGAUCUUACGUAUCCAGAUGAACAGAUCAUUCUGCUCGACUGGAUUCGAGAAUUAGCUGAUGAUCAACUACUUGUAAAAGCAGCCGAUCAUCGGCUACAUGAUGGAUCAUACAAAGUUCCUGAUAUGGAACUUUUGAUCCGUCUUGCGUUACUAUGUACUCUCCAUGAUCCACAGUCCCGACCCAAUAUGAAAUGGGUCGUGGAUGCACUUUCUGGCAAUGCCUGCGUAAAGAUCCCAGAUCUUCCGUCCUUCAAAUCCCACCCACGCUACAUCUCAGUAUCUCCACCAAUUACUAGUAGUAACACUACAAACACAACCACCACCAUCACCAUCACCACCACUACCACUGUUUCUGGUGAUUCAACCACUACCACAACCGCCAAAGAAGGAUUGAGUCGUCGUGGAUCGAAAAUAUGCCCGAUGGUGGAACUGUGCCCGAUGGUGGAACCACCACGAGAGAUAACCUACAAUGAUAUCAUUUCUGCAACUGAUAAUUUCUCGGAUUCUAACCGCCUCGCAGAGGUUGAUUUCGGGACCGCUUACUAUGGUGUCCUCAAUAAUCGAGACAUAAUCGUAAAGCGGCUCGGGAUGAAAACAUGCCCUGCACUCCGAGCACGCUUCGCGAAUGAGCUCUCAAACUUAGGGAGGCUUAACCAUCGAAACCUUGUCCAACUCCAUGGAUGGUGCACUGAGCACGGUGAGAUGCUUGUGGUCUACAACUACACGGCUAAUCGUAUCUUGGGUCAGCUCCUCUCACACCAUAACCAUCAAAGGUCACAACUGGUCUUACAAUGGGGUCACCGUUACAAUAUUUUGAAAUUACUUGCGAGUGCGGUUCAAUAUCUUCAUAAUGAAUGGGAAGAACAAGUGAUCCAUAGGAACAUCACCUCAUCGGCUAUAGGGGUCGAACCGGAUAUGAACCCUCGGCUCGGUUCGUUUGCACUUGCGGAAUUUUUAACGAGAAAUGAACAUGAUCAUCAUGUGGAAAUCGACCCGAAAAGAUCAGUCCAUGGGAUUUUCGGGUAUAUGUCGCCGGAAUAUAUGGAAUCAGGGGAAGCCACCACGAUGGCGGAUGUUUAUAGCUUUGGUGUGGUGGUUCUUGAGGUGGUUACCGGUCAAAUGGCGGUGGAUUUUAGAAAUCUGGAUGUGUUGUUGGUUAAAAGGGUACAUGCAAUUGAGAAUCAUGAAAGGGAUUACAAAAAAUUGGUUGAUCCUAGGCUAGAUGGAGAGUAUGAUCACAAGGAACUCGUUAGGCUUGUGAAGUUAGCCAUUGCUUGCACGUGGUCGAACCCAGGGUUAAGACCAACCAUGAUUCAGGUUGUGAACAUACUCGAUGGUCGUGACAAAUGCCCCAUGGAAGUAGCAGAUAAAAUGGAGAAUAUGGAAGAAUGGAAAGAAAGAAAUAUGUUGGCGCUGUCACUAGUUAGGAGAGUUCAAGCUUUAGGAAUACAAUGA
This is a messenger RNA of Lactuca saligna, 2439 nucleotides long. The record is from the annotation of a GenBank genome assembly. Lineage: Eukaryota; Viridiplantae; Streptophyta; Magnoliopsida; Asterales; Asteraceae.